UCUUUAUUUGCUUCUUCAAGCAGAUCACACACCCUACCUCUCUUGUGUCCCAGCUUCUUCUUCUUCCCCAUAUCUCCUAAAAGCUUCACACACAAACUCCAAACCAACCUUUCUUUUCUUAUCUACACCAAAAAGUUACAUACAGCUCUUCCUUUGAUCAGAUCAUGGUGAAGGAAACAGUAUACUAUGACGUUCUUGGUGUCACUCCCUCCGCUUCCGAGGAAGAGAUUCGCAAGGCUUAUUACAUCAAGGCAAGACAAGUUCAUCCUGAUAAGAAUCAAGGUGAUCCUCUUGCUGCUGAAAAGUUCCAGGUUCUAGGUGAAGCUUACCAGGUUCUGAGUGAUCCUCUUCUGCGUGAAGCGUAUGAUCAGACUGGAAAACUCUCAGCUCCCAAAGAAACAAUGGUUGAUCCAACGGCUGUUUUCGCUCUUCUCUUUGGAAGUGAGCUAUUUGAGGAUUAUAUAGGUCACUUAGCUGUUGCAUCAAUGGCUUCUGAAACCGAAAACUCUGAUCAGAUUCAUGACAAACUAAAGGCUGUUCAGAGAGAAAGAGAAGAGAACCUAGCUAGGUUUCUCAAAGAUUUUUUAAACCAAUACGUCCAUGGAGACAAAGAUGGUUUCAUACACCGCGCUGAGUCUGAAGCCAAGAGACUUUCAGAUGCAGCUUUUGGAGUGGAUAUCUUGAAUACAAUUGGAUAUGUAUACACAAGACAAGCAGCUCAAGAGCUUGGGAAGAGAGCUAUUUACUUGGGAGUUCCUUUUGUAGCUGAAUGGGUUAGGAACAAAGGGCAUUCUUGGAAGUCACAGAUGAGUGCAGCCAAAGGUGCUUUUCAGUUGCUUCAGCUGCAAGAAGAGAGUAGCCGGAGGUUCAAGAAAGAUGGGACUAGUCCUGCGAAUGAGUUGGAGUCUCAUAUUCAGACAAACAAAGAAACACUUAUGGGGUCUCUUUGGAAACUCAAUGUAGUUGACAUUGAAGUGACUUUGUUGCAUGUGUGUCAGAUGGUAUUGCGUGAAAACAACUUGAGGAAAGAGGAGCUUAAGUCUAGAGCAAUGGCUCUCAAGAUUCUUGGCAAGAUUUUCCAGCAAGGAAAGCAAUCUAGGAAUGGUGCAACAUCAAGAAGAGAAGAUGAAGAUAGCAGUGAUGAUGAUGAUGACAGUAGCAGCGAUGAUGAUUCUUCACAACCACUUUCAUACAGAACUCCUCUGCUCACUCAGGGCAUUGGUAGACUCUUCAGAUGUCUCUGCAAUCCAGCAUUUGAUGUAGACGAUGAUGAAAUCGUAUACAAAGGCAAAUGAUCAAUACCACACUGAAAGUGAUGGUAUCACAUGUGCAUGUGAUUGCAGCCACAAAGUUAUUUAUUCUUUAUAUAUAAAAUUUAUAUUUUGCAAUGAUGAUGAUUGAUGGAUCGAACUUUAACAAAGUGUUAAAAUAAGUACAAAAGUGAGGAAAAUGCAGUGUUUGUACUUUGUAAUCAUUUACAAGAUUGCUUUAUAAUGUUUUGUUAUAAUAUUACUUCCGUUGGUGCUA
Molecule: messenger RNA, 1527 nt
Organism: Brassica rapa (field mustard)
Lineage: Eukaryota; Viridiplantae; Streptophyta; Magnoliopsida; Brassicales; Brassicaceae
Product: chaperone protein dnaJ 10
Source: RefSeq, a predicted model, not a curated record